AUUGGUGGCGGAGAGCAACUCUGCAGCUGGUUGGGCGGCAGAGGAGCCGCUCGUGGAGACUGUAAGUUCGGCUGCUCCAGAGUGCUAAAUUUAUCUUCAGAGGAGCGACCGCGCCAGCCGCGAACCGGAUCUCUCUGGAGGUGGCAUAGGCGAUAUCCCUGAGCCGAGAGCAUCACCCUGUCCCCGAAUCCUUCUUCCCUCUGUUUUGUUUUUCAUUCCCCUCUCCCUCCUUCCCCUCUUCCAGUCCGCGACGACUGGCUCUUGACCCUGUUCAGGCCUCGGUGAAGGCUUUUGGUUACUCCCUUUCCACCCCAUCCCUUAAUUUUAUUCUUUUGAAGAAUCUGCAUUUCAAGCUGCCAAGGUGGAGAGUGUGAUUGCAGAAGGGAGUACUCCUCAUUUCAGCUUUAUUUUUAUGUGAUAAUCUACGUUUAAGAAAAGGUGUGCCAUACCUGAGAGCACCAGGAAGUCGAAUGAGAAAUCACCUGAUACACGAACGUGUGAUGUUCCAUCUGCGCAUUGAUGCAUAGGCAGCAUUUACAAAUUAACUGAUGUGUUGCUCUAUAUCAUCUCUUUGAUGAUUGCUCAUCUUCUGUGUAUCCUGUCGUAUAAUUUCAACACAUUCGUGAUACUCGAUGUUUAUUCUAAAUUAACCAUGUUUUGUACUACAAACACAUUGCCUAUGGAUCUGUUGCUGAAACAAGGAAGUCUUAAACAAGAAGUAGAAUCUUUUUGUUAUCAAAUUGUGUCUGAAUCAAAUGAUCAAAAGGUUGGAAUAUUACAAAGCGAGGAUGAACAGUUGCAGCCUUCAGUUUCUAAAAGAUCAGAAGGUGACCUUUCCAGGGUCAAAUUUAUGUCCAAUUCCAACAAAAUAACAACAUUUAGUAAGAAACCAAAAAGAAGAAAAUAUGAUGAAAGUUAUUUGUCUUUUGGAUUUACUUACUUUGGAAAUAGAGAUGCACCUCAUGCUCAGUGUGUGUUAUGUAAGAAAAUUUUAUCAAAUAGUUCUUUGGCCCCUAGUAAGCUUCGAAGACAUUUGGAAACUAAACAUGCUGCCUAUAAAGACAAAGACAUAAGCUUUUUCAAGCAACAUCUCGAUUCACCUGAAAAUAACAAACCUCCAACACCUAAAAUUGUCAAUACAGAUAAUGAAAGUGCUACAGAGGCAUCAUACAAUGUAAGUUACCAUAUAGCCCUGAGUGGAGAGGCUCAUACUAUUGGAGAAUUGCUUAUCAAACCUUGUGCAAAAGAUGUUGUGAUGCGAAUGUUUGACGAACAGUAUAGUAAAAAAAUAGAUGCAGUACAACUAUCAAAUAGUACUGUUGCACGUCGAAUUAAGGAUCUUGCUGCUGACAUUGAAGAAGAGCUUGUUUGUAGACUGAAAAUUUGUGAUGGGUUUUCACUGCAACUAGAUGAAUCAGCUGAUGUUUCAGGACUUGCUGUGCUGCUUGUGUUUGUUCGUUAUAGGUUUAAUAAAUCUAUUGAGGAAGACUUACUCUUAUGUGAAUCUUUGCAAAGUAAUGCUACUGGUGAAGAAAUUUUCAACUGCAUCAACAGUUUUAUGCAGAAACAUGAAAUUGAAUGGGAAAAAUGUGUUGAUGUUUGUAGUGAUGCUUCUAGGGCAAUGGACGGGAAAAUUGCUGAGGCUGUCACCUUGAUAAAAUAUGUGGCUCCCGAAAGCACCAGUAGUCACUGCCUAUUAUAUAGACAUGCACUAGCAGUUAAAAUAAUGCCUACAUCUCUGAAAAAUGUGCUAGAUCAGGCAGUACAAAUCAUCAAUUACAUUAAAGCUCGACCACAUCAAUCCAGGCUACUAAAAAUUUUAUGUGAGGAAAUGGGUGCCCAGCACACAGCACUUCUUCUGAAUACAGAAGUGAGGUGGCUUUCCCGAGGUAAAGUUCUUGUAAGACUUUUUGAGCUUCGUCGUGAACUAUUGGUUUUCAUGGAUUCUGCUUUUCGACUGUCUGACUGUUUAACAAAUUCAUCUUGGCUGCUAAGACUUGCAUAUCUUGCAGAUAUUUUUACUAAAUUAAAUGAGGUUAAUCUAUCAAUGCAAGGGAAAAAUGUAACAGUUUUUACAGUAUUUGAUAAAAUGUCAUCAUUGUUAAGAAAAUUGGAAUUUUGGGCUUCAUCUGUAGAAGAAGAAAACUUCGAUUGUUUUCCUACACUCAGUGACUUUUUGACUGAAAUUAAUUCUACAGUUGAUAAAGAUAUUUGUAGUGCCAUUGUGCAGCAUCUAAGGGGUUUGCGCUCUACUCUGUUAAAAUAUUUUCCUGUAACAAAUGACAAUAACACUUGGGUUAGAAAUCCAUUUACAGUAACUGUUAAACCAGCCUCAUUAGUAGCACGGGACUAUGAGAGCCUGAUUGAUUUAACAUCUGAUUCUCAAGUGAAACAAAAUUUCAGUGAACUUUCACUAAAUGAUUUUUGGAGUAGCCUAAUUCAAGAGUACCCAAGCAUUGCGAGGCGAGCGGUUCGUGUACUUCUUCCUUUUGCUACAAUGCACCUGUGUGAAACAGGAUUUUCAUAUUAUGCUGCAACAAAAACGAAAUAUAGGAAAAGACUUGAUGCUGCACCUCAUAUGCGGAUUCGACUUAGCAACAUUACACCUAAUAUUAAGCGGAUAUGUGAUAAAAAGACACAAAAACACUGUUCUCAUUAAAAUUAGAGGGUUUUUGCAUGUCUCUUGAUAACCAAAUAUAAGAUGAAAAUAAAAGAUGAUUUCAUCUCUGGUA
Molecule: messenger RNA, 2732 nt
Organism: Zalophus californianus (California sea lion)
Lineage: Eukaryota; Metazoa; Chordata; Mammalia; Carnivora; Otariidae
Gene: ZBED5
Product: zinc finger BED-type containing 5
Exons: 3
Coding region: 575-2659 (694 amino acids)
Molecular function (GO): DNA binding
Source: RefSeq, a predicted model, not a curated record